Solenopsis invicta (red fire ant) is the source of this 7499-nucleotide messenger RNA. RefSeq lists its product as uncharacterized. The record is from RefSeq and is a predicted model, not a curated record. Bases 775 to 6762 code for a protein of 1995 amino acids. The transcript is spliced from 8 exons. Lineage: Eukaryota; Metazoa; Arthropoda; Insecta; Hymenoptera; Formicidae. Gene Ontology annotation, molecular function: microtubule binding; microtubule motor activity; ATP binding. Gene Ontology annotation, biological process: microtubule-based movement.
UUCAUAUAUUUAGAUCUUUGGGCACGCUCGUGCUUUUGAAGUGUUAGAUCUUUGAACUCUCUUAGCUUCGAAGUUUCCGAAGCCUUUAUAUUUUUAGAUUCUUAAGCACUUAAGUACAUAGAUCUUCAAAUCUGACAUCCUUGAGCACUCGGCUACAGCGAGCACUUAAAUUUCUCAAUUCUCGCAUUCACAAAUCCCUCGUACCUCUGACAGCAAGCUCGACGUAGCAAGUUGCCUGAAAUCGUUUCUUCCAACUCCUAAUCGUGACUACUAUCCGGCGUUUUAUGGAACGCCAUGUACACAUAAUUCACCGGCGAUUCGCGGUGUUCUCUUUUCCGUACUGAUGUCGUCGGGGGCAAGGAAUCGGGUAACGUCCAGGCGAAAUGGCACAGUGAGUUCGACCGAGGCUCUCACUAAAACUCGCUCGUUCGCUCACUCGCUCACUCUUGGUGGGGUAAACCACGAAGCGGGAUGGUCUCGGGAGCGACUCGAGGGUAUUUUCAUCGCGGCAGUGCAACACGUGCACUCAGUACUACUGGUGCACGCAUUUGUCUCGAUCACUCUUUACCAGCUCACGUUACCAAAUUUGUGGCGGUCAGCGGGUGCAUUCGACCUCCGUUAGUGGAUUGUUUCCGUGCAUUUUGUCGUUUAACUUCCAAACGAUGAUCGUCGGAUAGCGAUCUGUACUUUGGUGCGAUCGACGGUUCCACAUUGGAGAACAUCAACGAGAUGUAGACAGUCGGACGCCAACAUUGUUACCCGCGAGAUGUUAAUAUGGCGAACAUCAAGGUGGCCGUGCGCGUAAGACCGGUAUCUGUUAGGGAAUUAAACUUCACGGGGUCUGCGGCGGUAGUCCGCACGGAAUCGAAAGAGAUUUCUCUGACAAAUUUGAAAGUAUCGUCGAGCAAGGUCGGGGACAGUCGCGAGAGAACUCGAAGAUAUGACUUCGAUUACUGCUUCGAUUCAUCGGAUCCUGAAGCGAAGAAUUACGCCACUCAAGAAAUGAUCUACCAGACACUGGGCCAGUCUAUCUUGGACGUCAUGUUCUCUGGUUACAAUUCUUGCCUGGUGGCUUACGGACAGAGUGCAUCGGGUAAAACCUACACCAUGAUGGGCACAAAGGAAGAUCCAGGGUUGAUUCCACGGCUCUGCGAAGGAAUUUUCUCAAAGAUCGAGCAAGAGAACGAGCACGACAGGAUCUAUCGCGUGACAAUUAGUUAUCUGGAGAUAUAUAACGAGAGAGUGAGGGAUCUCCUGAAGCCGUCGACGAGCACAAGCGGUCUCCGAGUUCGAGAACAUCCUCGACUAGGACCUUAUGUCCAAGGAUUAACGCACCAUGUGGUUCGCACGCUGGGGUCGUUGAUAUCAUACGUGGAAGAGGGCACGAAGGCCCGAACGACAGCCUCGACACUUCAGAACCCCAGCAGCAGUCGUAGCCACGCUCUGCUGACCAUCGAUCUCUCGCAGGAGACGGUUGACGCCGAGCGUCCUAACGUCAGUGGUACUUCCUCGUCCUCCAGGAGGCAGGACGCCACUCUGCACGGUGGUAGCAGAUUGCACCUAGUCGAUCUGGCGGGCAGCGAGAGCGCGGCCACCUGCAGCGGCGUUCAUCGACUGAAGGAAGGUGCGAAUAUCAAUAAGAGCCUAGUAGCUUUAGGGAACGUGAUAUCCGCACUUGCCGAGAGAGGCUCAACCGGAAGUAGGCCAGGAAGAAGAUACAUCCCUUACAGAGACUCCUCGCUCACUUGGCUGUUGAAGGAUGCACUCGGUGGAAAUGCCACUACCAUUAUGCUCGCCACGAUAUCUCCAGCUAGCGGAAGUUACAACGAAACCGCACACACCUUACGAUUCGCGCAAAGGGCGCAGAGCGUGGUCAAUCGACCAGUGGUCAACGAGGAUCCCGUGGAGAGAAUCGUCCGUGAGCUAAGGGCCGAAGUCGCCAGACUAAAAUCUUUAUUAUUGGAAAAGGAUAUCGACCAGACUAAGGCGCCGUGUUGCUGCGGCAAAGUUCAAAGUUCAAAGGAUUCCGCUACGGAUUCUCAGUAUCACGAAGAACAAGAAUCACUCAAUUCGCAAUCCGAGGAAUCCAAUCACAAGAACAAGACUGUACAAUCGAACGAUAACAGAUUUCUCGAUUCACUUUCGAUAAGAAGAUUCAAUUCUAGUGAUAGUGUGAAAGUUUACGAGACAGAUUCUUCAGGGUUCAUUAGAAAAUUUAACUCCUGUGAGCAUCUGCAACUUCCAGACCGUUUCAUCAGCAAUUACAAACAAGCCAAGGUUACCGAGUUAAACGACGAGGACGAUGAAGUAGUGGACGAAAUCAACGAACCAGUCUUCGUGGAUAUACCGACGCUGGUAGCUGUGCUAAUCAAACCGGACGACAGCUUACAAGAAUCGUCGACACAUAUCGAGGAGAUUUGUUCCGACGAAGUGCAAGAAGAUUCGAUCGAUGCCGAUUUUAUAGAAGGCAGCAACGAAGAUUUCGAGGGUCCAGAAAGAAUCGAUGAUAUCGAUGAUCGCAGCAGUUCGACGAAUUCCUGCAUAUUAAAAGAUUCGGAUCUCAUUGAUCUUCAGACAUCAGAAUAUCUUCCACCAAGUCCGGCAUCUGUUGGGAGGAGUAAACCAAGAGGUAAAUUCAGUAAGCAGAAUUCGGUCGAUUUACCUUCGUCAAACUUGAAGAACGUCUCGAAGAAAUUUGGCUCUAUCGACGGGAUUAACAAGAAGAAGGAACCAACACCACUUUUCGGUGUUCAACGAUCACAUACAAACUUAGAGAAACGUCCAACGAUACCCGAUCGUGGAAAGAAGCUCAAUAAUAUCCGUGAGAUUGACGAUCGCAAGGCGAACGUUAAGUCAGAGAGCAUUUGGAAAGCGAUCGGCAACAAGGACUAUCUACAGAGAAAGAGUAGCAACGAGUCUGAUAAAAGCGUAAAAGAUUUUAGAUCAGGUAGCUACAACAAUAUCGGCAGAAAGCCGAGCUUGGAGAGCUUGAAGAGAAAGACGAGCAAGGAUAGUAGCUCAAGCAGCUCCAAGGACGAACAGAUCUUGAUUUCGAACUUGACGCGCGACAAGUUAGCGCGUAGAAAGAGCUCUUUGGACCAGGAAGCGGUAACAGCGGCAGCGGCGUCGGUAGCUGGAGGUUUUAAGCACACAGCUAUUCAGAAAGUGAAACGCGCCGAGAUUGUGGCAGCCGUCACAGAAAGGCUCUACUCUAGCAGAAAACCAAUAGAGGAUACGAAUAUGGCGAGCAGCAACGCGUCGGAUACGCGUUCACCCCCGGAGGGUACCGACUUGAAGAUGUCAUCGAACACUCUCAUGGCACGAUCAAGACUCCAGGAAAUCUCGCGGAAGAUGCUGAUGAAACGACGAAGAAUCAACGUGGAUACGCAGACGGAAGGGGCAUCGACGUUGCGCUUCAAAGACACGGCGUGCCUAACGGACGAUCCUAAGGUGGUUCUUCAAGAUGCAGCGGUCCUCACGGACGAUCAUGCGAAUGUUGACGUCGCGGUAGUCAUGAUGGACCCUCGAUUACCCGUUCUCAGGGUAAAAGACGUGGCAACACUGACUGAUCAACGGCCACAAAUCAACAUUUUCCGAUACAAGGACGCCGAAAGCUUGGCCACCGAUCUUGACUUCGAUGACUAUGAACUUCAUUCGCCACGAAAUGAUUCUGGUAUACUUUCCGACGACACGCAGAAUUACACGGAAAGUAAUCUAUCCGAUGUGUCCGAGCUUUAUCCGGAAGGUAGUGACAAAAGAGUACCGUGCGUGGACAGCUCGACCAACACGUUCCUCACGUCGUCAGGAAGAAAUUCGGCAGUACAAACGAUACGUCAUGAAACGGCUAAUCGACAAAAAGGUAAUACAGCGGAAAACAGAAGCUACAGCAGAUGCUGCAGUCUGAUUCACGAGCUGAACCAACACGCACGAGCAAAUAGUCCCGAGAGGAAUGUUAUCUCCAUAUCUCUACCGGAAAUGAUCAAUAUAACUAUUGAGAGCACCAAUGGUCUAGAAUCAAGGAUCGCAGUGAUGGACGGCAGUGAUACCGUGGAGGAGAAACCGAAACCAAUUUCCAGCGACAAGGCAGCUCAAACGGACAAAGAGAUUAAAAAUAAAACUGAAGAAUCUCUUCUAAAAGAUUUUACAGUUAAAUCGACGGCCAUUCAAGCGGACGGCAGAGUUUUUAGAAUUGAAAAUAUCUUUCAGGAUCCGAAAAGCACAAGCUGUCAUGACGCGACUUCCGAUUUGAAGAAAGAAACUAUGAUGAAGAAGUCGGUAACUUUUAGAAGUUCCUUAGGUACUUCCUCUGACAUCAAGACAAAAGAGAGCGGCACGGAAAUGGAAUGGGACGGAAUAUAUAUCGGGGAUCUUGGUCAGAGAACACGGUCGAUUCCGAAAGGCGGUUUAAUGCAGACUUUCAUUAUUAAGAAACGUAGUUACAGUUUAAGUCCUAGAAAACCAAUACACAGACUUGCCUACACUGAUUUAUGGAAGAAUUGGACCCCUCCGUGUCCAGAAAGAUCGCCGGAACUUACCGAUUACAACAGAGAAAUGAGCGUUAUGUCACCUUCUGCGAAUCAAGAUAUUAAUUCAGUUAAUGAUUUUUCUUCUACGAUGAACAGCGAAUAUACUUUUACCGAUAUAAUUCCAAAAGAAACAGCUCAGGAAUCAUGUAAUCAAGAUUCGAGAGACAACUGCAUAAAUUUGAAGAAAUCAAAAUCUGUUACGCUAAAGAACUUAUUAAACUACGAUUAUAAUUUUUCGGAUGACAGCCUUGAUUAUGACGAAGAAAGCAUUGCAAAGAAGUCAGUUGAAAUAAAAACGAUGGAUUUGCACGACGAUAACAAUUAUGAGAGCUUUUGUCCACCGGACGUCGUUGCGCACACGAAGAAGGAGGCUUUGAAGUCGAUUAAUCAUGUAGAUUCGACUAAAGUCGAGUCCUCGAUAAACGACGAGUUUGAUGACGCUCAAAUAGAAUUUCCGAAAAGAAAACCUGCAGAAAUAUCAGAAAAGAAUCCAAUACAGGAUUAUAAGCAAAUGAUCUUAGGGACAUCAUUGUACGUUGUAGACAGUGAUUCCGAACAAGAAGCAGAAACUAAACAGCUUGAUAAUAUUAGCAAGAAGAAGGUAUCUUUUUCACAGCCUAGCCUUGAAAAGAUAACUGAUGUCUCAACUAAUUGCAAAAUGCUGGCAUCAAAACAAAACUCGGAGGUAACCCUGAAGCCCAUUAUGAAGAAGAUAAAGAAAAAACCGAUUGUGACUGAAAGUUUAGACAUCAUUCAAUCGAAUAUCGAAAGUCAGUCCUUGCAACAGAAGAUAGAAUCGACGAAGAGCGAGGAAAUUCUGCCUGCCUUGAAAGAGAAUUAUGAUUCUGAGGACUCUGAAAAUCUAUUUAAUAACGAAAUAAUUGAGUUUUCCAACGAGGAUCAUCGCAACGAAGUUGUCGAAAGCAGUGUCGUCAUCAAUGAAGAUACUCGUUCUCGCACAGCAUCAAAAAGAAAUAUUUUUGAAGAAUAUUUGAAUGAGGCAAUAAUCUUCAUGCGCAACAUGAACUCUAUCAACGAGUACAUGAGUGCCACAUACAUGUUAGAGAACUAUGGAAAGCGUCGCAGAAGACGAGGCAAUCGUCGUGCGAACACUUUGAACACGGAUAAAGAUUGUGUAGAGUUCCGAGGGCGCAGAGUGAGCCUAAAGGAUGACACUGAUAAAUAUUUGCAGCCAGACAACGAUGAAAUUGUUGCUGUCGAAUCUUACGUGAAAUGUUUGAAAGGCAUCGAGAGAUUGGAGGCAUGCAUCGAUAAGGUCAGCAAGCAUAACCAGGUACUUCGAGACAGAUACGGUAUCGAUCUCGAGUCUGCUGGCGCUAAAUCGAGUUUAGUGAGUUCCAGUGUAGACUCUAAGGUGUCCAGCAUCGAUGACAGUGUGAUCCAUCAAUGUGGAAAUGCAGUUUCUGAAAAUAAUGUCGAGAAUUGCGAUGAAUCCAGUCUUUCCAGAAUUUCCUUGCCGCUUUCGUCUUCCAAUCGAGCUGACGUUACAAAACGAUCUACUUUAAGCGAGACAGAAAAAUACCAAGCUACUGAGAUAGAUAAAUAUGAUCUUGACAACAAGAACAAUAACAUUACAACGGAGGAUAAUCUCGAGCGCAAAAUCUUCAAUCAACUAAUGCGCGCAGCCGAUCUUAGUAAGUGUUGGAGCUCGAAACAAUCCCGACAGGAACGCCUCCAAAAAAUAUCCGACCUUAAAUCGCAAAGUCCGACAACUUACUCCAAGUUACGAGGGACUUUCGAACAGGACGCUCACGGCAUCCUUAAUUUCGACAAAGUUUCCACCACCGAGGAUUAUCUCGGUCACAUUCGCGGAAUCGAGAGUAGCCCCUGGACGUUUAGGAAAACGAAACCUUCGAAUCAAACGGAUGGUAUUAACUCGAGGACAUCGAUCGAUUUUCAGAUUGAUUCUGAAGAAUCGCCAGAAGACAACGAUAAUCUGUCAGACAUAGAUGCGUCGAAUGAAUCGACGAUUUUCCAGAUAAAACGUCACGAUCACUCGGUAGAGACUACAAAAUCGAUCGAGGAAGGACAAACGGAAAUGGAAAUUGCGCGGAGAUCAAAAGAUAGUCCAAGAACCCAAUUAAUGAAUCCCAAAUUUGGAGAAUCUUUCACUGUGGAAUUAAAAUAUCCCGGGAGUCCAAGAGCAAAAUUUUUGGAGCUCUUGAAAGAGAGAAGACGAAUCGUAGAAAAUAGCAGGGGUACAAAUGCAUUUUAAGAUCAUUCAAGCGAUCUUCUUAAAUUCUAAAUCUAUUUUUCACAUAUAUUUUAUAUUUUGAAGAAAACAGUUAUAAUGUACAAUCGAAUUAAGUAUAGAAAUAUUUGAAAAGAAACUUGUAAAUAAUGGCAACGUAAUAUUUAUGCGAGCUUCACGUUCUUUUAAUUUUGUCAGUCUUUUAAUUUAACAAUUUAUCUUUAGUAGUCAUAAUAAUGAUCGUAUCGAUAAUUAUGUGCAAAGUGUUAAUGGACUUUAACUCAUAGAAAAAUGUGUAAUUAAUAUUUAAUUAAAUAUUGUUUGUCAAAUUUUCACAUUCAAUAUUUAAUAUUGGCUUAAAUAUUUUACAUGAUCAACAAUUUAAUAUCUGAUAUCAAACUCAGCAAAAUUUUCUAGUUAAAAAAAUUUAAAUUAAAGACCACUAACACUUGUCACAUAUUAUAAUUAUAUAAUUAAAUAAUGAACGAUAUCUUGUACAUAAUUAUAAGUAAUGGUUUUUUCCAAAGUAAUAACGCACGAUUUUCCCACUCUACAAAUUUUUAUACAACUUCUACUAUAAAAAUAUCGUUAAAUAUUUCAAUAUUAAUAGCAAGCUAAAACAGUUUAAUUUGUAAGAAUUGUAUUUAAGAAUUCUUAAUCAUCUUUAUGAGAAUACGUUAAUAUUACAAUGUAUAUCAUAAGACAACAAAAAUAAUUAAUGUAUCAUUCAUAAAUAUUAUCGUUUAAUAAAGGAUAUUUUA